CUGGCCGCGCCUGAUUAACAUGAUUAGGCAGCUGCUCACCGGGAGGUUUCGCAGGUUCAGACGAACGUCCUGCUCUCUUUGGGAGCGGAGUCACAGGGGAACAACCAACAGAGCCGAGUACAACCGAACAUGAGGCCAAGCACGACCCCUCUGGUGCUGUUAGCGGCGUGUUUCCUCGCUGUGUGCGCCCUCUCACAUGUGGAGGAGAUGAAGAGCCAGGAGCGAGUCUUCCUCAGCUCCAUGGGGCUGUCCGGGCGGCCCCGGCCCGCGGGGACCAAGCAGCCCCGGCGCCACGUCCCCUCUGCACUCUGGAGGAUGUUUCAGAGGUCAGAGACCAUCCAGGCCCAGGAGAGCGACCCCUGCACGGUCUCUGAGUACGGAGUCCGCGGCAACAUCAUCCGAUAUGUGCAAAACCAAGGCCGGCUGGUGUCUGGCUGGAGCAGCAGCUGUGAGGCCUGUCUGGAGAAGCAGCUUUUCUUCAACAUGUCUGUCCUGCAGCCUGUGGAGCUGCUGUCUCUGGCUCAGCUGGAAAUCAAGUUCCACUGGAAGCCCUUCAGACCUGCAGAGCUCCUGCAGGGUCCCCACGCCCUCAGUGUGUCCUUGUAUAAGGUGAUUCGAGCCACGCUGAGGGGAGCCAAUCCCCAGGCCAACCGCAGACUCCUGCUGUCCCAGUCAGUCCAGCUGCAGUCUGAACCCACCUCCAUCACCAUGGACCUCACCUCGCUGGCAGAGAGCUGGAGAAAACCGGGACGCAACUAUGGUUUGGUGUUAGAGCUGCUGCCUCUCAGCACAGAUCCAGAAGAGCUUCUUUCCUUUCACCCAGGGAACUCGCUGCCAUUGGAACCAGCCCUAACCCUGCCACUGAUCCAGGCCUCGUUGGUGGCCGUGUCCCUCAACCCCCACCAGUGUCGCUCCAGACAGAGAAGAAGCGCCGUCCACCUCCCAGUGACACCCAGCAACGUGUGCAAGGCCCGCCGCCUCUACAUCGACUUCAAAGACGUGGGCUGGCAGGACUGGAUCAUCGCUCCGCAGGGCUACAUGGCUAAUUACUGCCACGGCGAGUGCCCGUUCCCGCUAAGUGAGAGUCUGAACGGCACCAACCACGCCAUUCUGCAGACCCUGGUGCACUCCCUGGACCCGCAUGGUACGCCACAACCCUGCUGCGUCCCCAUCCGCCUCUCCCCAAUCUCCAUGCUGUACUAUGACAACAACGACAACGUGGUGCUUCGGCAUUACCAGGACAUGGUGGUGGAUGAGUGCGGGUGUCGAUGAAGUUGGUGGACAUUUCUGAUUGUCCCUUGAAUAUCAAGUAUCCACAACUUCUUUUCAAACUUCUUGGUCAAAAGUUCAGAGAGUCAGUUUCUUACUGUAACUUACCAUGGUUUAAUGAUUUGACAGACAUACAAUGUUCUUUGCAGUCAAUGAUUUUAAAGAAUUUAAAAUUGUUUCUUCUCACAGAAAUGUAGCCAUAUCUUUUAAUAUGUAAGCUGAAGUUAAUAAAAGUUGCAAUAAAGCUACACUGGAAGACUAAA
Scatophagus argus is the source of this 1532-nucleotide messenger RNA. It is a transcript of the gene gdf3, whose product is annotated as growth differentiation factor 3. The record is from RefSeq and is a predicted model, not a curated record. Lineage: Eukaryota; Metazoa; Chordata; Actinopteri; Scatophagidae. Gene Ontology annotation, biological process: SMAD protein signal transduction; BMP signaling pathway. Gene Ontology annotation, cellular component: extracellular region. The transcript is spliced from 2 exons. Gene Ontology annotation, molecular function: cytokine activity; growth factor activity. The coding region runs from base 130 to 1272 and encodes 380 amino acids.